Molecule: messenger RNA, 4422 nt
Organism: Peniophora sp. CBMAI 1063
Lineage: Eukaryota; Fungi; Basidiomycota; Agaricomycetes; Russulales; Peniophoraceae
Source: the annotation of a GenBank genome assembly
CGCGGCUCGGAGAUCUCCCCUAAGUGCGGCCCUAGCACCGAACCGGACGGCGGCAAGAUGAUCAUCCCACCGUACUUCGCUCACAACCUCCGACAAGGUGAAGCGAUCAUGUUCCCUCGUGUUGACCCAAUGGCUCAAGUACAGCGCCUAGUACCGGUCCUGGGCACCGUCUCCUUCUACCCGGAUCGACGCUCGCAUAGUCGGUCUACCUUCUGGAAUGCCGCGCCUCCGUUCCGCGCCACGACUCUUCCGGAAAGGCAAGCAUCACCGCAGCCUCGCGCUAUCUUCCCCCGCUCACUUCCGCCCUACAGUACCGAAAGGAUCCUCAGCAACCCGACCAAGGUCUUCCAGGAGAUCGCUGCCCUCGAACGUCGUGACCGCGAGGCUCGCGGAGAGUCACCCGAUGUUCAUCGGAUCGACGCGUUGGACCUCCCGUUCGUUAACGGUGACUGGAAUGGCCUGCUGUCAUCCCCUUCGCCCGUAUCGACUUGGGAAGAUGCGCCGCUCGCGCUCUCCCACCAGUACGGACCCUACGCGCUGAUGCCCAUCCCGUCCAUCAUCGCCGAGUGGCUCGAGAAGGAUGGUAUCGCCCCCAAGACUUCCUCGCUUCGUCAGUGCCUGGCCGCCAUCGUCCGCCACUUUGUCACAUGGCCUACACAAGAAACCUUCCACCGUGUCGCUCGCGAUGCUGCCGAUCGCGAAGGAGUUCUGGCGUUCACGCUGCGAUCCAACAAGCAGUUCGAUUAUCACUCCGCCAUCCACCCCGAGCUCUACCACGAGGACAACUUCCGUGAUCUCAAGAACCUCGUAUCUAGCAUAGUCCUGCGUGUAGCCGUGGCACUCAUCUGCUGGCCGCUCCAGCUCACGAACCGCAUCGUCUCCGCCAUCGCUGAGGCGAACCCGGAAUUCGGCGAGGACCUCCUCGACUUCAUCGAGCACGUCAACAAGACCUGUCAUUCGUAUCGCUGGGGCAACGAGAAGGAACGUCUCGCCUCUUCGCCCGACAACUCGGUAUUCGCCAACGACGCCAAGUACUACCUGCACCAGCCUCCGCGCUUGACCGACUCGGAUGAAACUCGCACCGCUCCGCCCUCACCCGCCUCUACGGCCUCGGACGACGAGUCUAUUCCCGAAAUCACGAUGCCCGACGACGACCGCCACGAAGGCGAAGAUGCUCCCGUACCCGCCCAAGACCUGCCCGACAGCAUGUCGCUCAAGAGCAACGAAUUUGACGAGGAUGGCUUCGACGAGGUACGAUCGCGCGCUCACACGCCGCCUUCUUUACUCACACCCGUUCAGGAUGUCGAGGAAGGCGAGAUUCCGCCCAAGUUUGAUGUGCCCUUUCUUGAGAAGGCCCCGGACUCGGCCCUUCCGGUACGGGAUUGGUUAGAUGCUGUGUUCGAACGCGCCACUCAUGAUAUCCAGGAUGCGCUAUUCAUGGAUGGGCUUCAACCCAUGGCAUCCAUCGUCGUGUCGAGUGUGCGGAUUCCACCAACCGGACAAGACGCGCAGUCGCCGCGCUCGCCUACGCUCGAAGGAGCUAGCGCGGGAGCGCGACUAACCCCUCCGCUCGCGCUGAACUCUCAGCGCUCUUCCUCCUCGUACGUAACACUCGAACUCAAUGGGAAUCCUGGUAAUAAUGCCACUCCCAGGUCGCCGUCCAGCACACCGCCGCCCUUGCCCGCCGACCAGUCCUUUCGGACCAAGCCUAUACCCGACCAGGACGGUGGAUCUCUCCCGCGCGUCGCUGACCCCGCUACAACGAAGGAUUCUGGCCGAGACGGGAUACCCGGGGAUCGCCAGCUCGUCUCAGUUCUACGCGAACAUGAACAGCGUGGUGGACCGGAUAGCACGCGAUUGGCCCAACAAUCUCCCCAGCCGACGCCCGAACCUGGUCAGGCUCUCGAACCGCGAUCCGGAGGACCUGCCGAACCCUCGCUCCUCAAGCAGCAGCCCGUCGCCGUCUCCGACCUCGAGCAGUGCGAGGAUGCAUCGCUCGUUCGUACCCCCACCGCCCUACACGCAAACUCCGCCUCCUCACCGAUCCACGCCGACAGGGUCGGAGUCGUCAGACACGACCAGCCCGUCCUCACGCCGCCGACGCCCGUUCUUACCGCACCAGCGCGUAUUGGCUCGUACGCCCCGUGUGACGAUACGAAACACGUUCAACGUGUACCCACGCCCGCUCCCUUCGACGAAUCGCAGGCGCGCCGGGUUAUUCCCGCUCUUCGGUCAAUACUCGACCCUAGCAACCCUAUCGGCCGCGGUCUGGGUUUCCAUCAUUUGCCUGCUGGUGUGCGCGAAGCACUGGUGGCAAAUCAGUACCGCCUCACCGGCAUCGAGCUCCUCGUCGAGUUCCGCGACAUCCUGAACCACUACGACGCCCCCGGCUGGACGGACGACGAAAUCUACGCCGCUGGCUUCCUCCGACGCCUUCAGCAGAGCUUGCUCAAUUCGCCCACUCCCGCUGACGACGCUCGCGUUCUGCAACGUGAACUCGAUGCCCUUACCGGUGGCGACCACGUGGACAACCUCUUCGCCCUCCUCCGCGAACUACGCCAGCGCGUUCAGCACAUCGACCACGGUUUCUAUUUCGACGACGACGAGGAGCCCGAGGCGAAGACUCCCUUGCCCAAGCCCGACAAUGGCGAACCCAAGACCACCGGCCUCAUCCUCGAACCACCUCCCAGCUCGACCCAAGCUUCGCGCCAUUCCUCGCCAUCAAGCAUGCCGUCACUGGAGGCGGUCUCGGAUACCUCCUCCAGUGAAUCAAGCUCGGUCUACACCCCGUCGGAGAUGGAUAUCUCGAGCGACGACGAGCAAGCCCCACGCCCCCCGGUUAACGACACGGCCACUACGAGGACUCACGAACACGCUCUCAUUCCGCACCACCGGCCGCAACGACUCAUCUACGUGAAUACUACCAGUACGAUGAACCCCACGGCCGCCGAGUUCGUUCCCCGCAUCAAGUCUGCGGACGAUGAGUCCACCCCGUCCUCGCCGGUAGCCCGCAUCUCGUCGCUACGGUUCGCUGCCACCGAACAGCCGCCCGCCGAAGACAAGAUCAGCACGAGCACCACGUUUUCGGUACCACCCGUCCGGGUGAUGUCUGUCCGCAUCGCGCCGCCUCGAGAGGUCAUCGAGAUCUCGAGCGACUCGGACGACGGCCAUUCGUACGUCGCGCCUCCGCCUCCUUUUCGACUCAUCUCUCAUCGCUCACAAAGCACAAUGUCGCAGAUCAGCCACGACUCGCACGAGAUCGCCGAGUCCGACGAUUCCUCCUCUACUCCGCCCGACCUCGCCAAGGCCUCCAUUACCGACGACCAUGCCGAUGGUUCUCCCCACAGUACCGCCUAUCCGGCCAAGGAGCCCCGACUCUCCUAUCUCCGUCGCCACCGCCCCGACGAUCCUCAGGCACCCGCUCGGCCCGCCUCUCGCCUCGUCAACCUCGCCGAAUCCCUGGCGAACGGCGACGAACAGGAACCGACGACGGAGGAGGAAUCGAACGGGCGGAAACGCAAAGCACGCUCAUAUGCUACCAUUCGCCGGUUCGAGGAUGGCAGCCCGCUCGGUGUUCACGAGGAGGAGGACGACUUGUACGCACUCGCUCCACCCGUCGGCUCUCAUCUGGCACCGAAGACGCGGGCCGAGGUUCUCGAAGAGCUCCCUCCUCAACUCGGUCAGCUAGUUCUGGUGACUCGAGCAGUCCUUCCGCCCCCGGCACUCCCGUAUCCUCCUGGUCGGCGGCACGCCACGCGAGACAUCGUCAUUCCCUACGACGACAAGCACGCAGCAUUCAUUCGUCGAGAUGGACGCCCAGUCACGCUCACGUUUCCCGCCUUGGCGAGUGUCGACGCAGUCGCCGAGCGGUUUCGACGCCGCAUCCAAGACGAGGCCGAUCGCGUACGGCUACCCGCCCACUUCGUUGACUGGAUCGAUCGCCGCACCUCCAAUGGGGUCGCAUCAAGCAUCAUACACACGCACGCCGUCUACCUCCGCCAGGUGGCCCUCAACAUCGUACAAGCCACCAUUCAUCUCGUCGCGCCCGAGGUGGGCGAAGAACGCGCCUUCAACAUCAAUCACGCCAUCGAUUCUCUCAACCGGGCCUUAUUGCACUCCCCCUUCGGGAACAAUGCCGACUACGCCCGCCUCCUUAGCCCCGCCGCCCGGAAUCCGUUCCUACGAAAAUCCGAAGUACGCUUUCUCGAGGCCGCUGCCAUCUAUUUCGCUCGCACCAGUCGCUUUCGCAUCACGUCAGCACUCGUCGCGACCCUCGUCUUCAACACGCCCGGCGCUUGGGCCGUACAAUCGCUCCUCGGGAACAACCUCCUCGAAGAAGACUUCUUCGUCGAACACCUCCACCACCACGAGUCGCAAGUCCACCGGCUCGCAAACGUCCUCGAGCUUGCCGUCACGCAUUAA